Schistosoma intercalatum is the source of this 673-nucleotide messenger RNA. The record is from the annotation of a GenBank genome assembly. Lineage: Eukaryota; Metazoa; Platyhelminthes; Trematoda; Strigeidida; Schistosomatidae.
AAUUUAUCGGCACGGACUGGCGGAUAAUGAUGGGUUUCAGCGCAUUUGAACGCAGAUCUUGCUAUCCAGAUCGAAAGUGAAGUUCAUGGAGGAGGAAUUUUCUGCAACUAUCAAGGAAUAUCAAACCGUUUUAGAGUCAGUGGAUAAAAAGCUUACGUCAGUCAUUACUAACGAUCGAUUUCUUAAUGACCUUAUUCCGAAGUCCAAUCACGAAGGUGAAUUCGUAAACCUGCCAAUAAACAGAGAAGUGAUGAAUGCUAUAGAAAUUCACUUUGGGCGAGCUAUGCGUCUAACGUUGUUGAGAGGAGAUGGUGUAAGACUACCUAUGGUAGUUCCUGUUGAUGCUCGUGUUUUGGAAUUGCGAUGGGCAGUACAAGAUGCAGUUACUUCGUACAUGAACCAUCUCCAUAGUGCAUCAAAUUUACCAAAAGAUAACUGUAAAGAAGAUUCCGCCGACUGUAUUCCGUCCAGCAAUAUUCCUUCGAAGUCGAUUAGCUGGCGUAAUUUGUGGAAAACGAAAUGUCUAGCUCUAGUGAACCCACAUAGUUUGUGUUCAUCAGAAGGUCUUCCGUCUAUCAGUGCUAGACUAGAUGUAUUAACUAAUAAGUUAUCAUAUUAUCAAAUUCGUAAUGGUGCAGUGAUCACUUUUGCUCCUCAGCUUAAGCGAAAAUGA